CAAACAACAAAAUGAUAGGCUAUUAGGCUAGCUCAAGCCUUGGGAAUUUGCUAAGUAAUGGCGUGAUGGGAAGGUUUUGCACAUUAUGGUAACCUUUUCCAUUAUUCAAUCUCAUUAAUUAUUUUUAAUUAUAUUUUAUUUAAAUGGAUACCAUUUUUUUCUUAGUUUAAAUUAUUUAUAAAUAAUCCAUAAAAUCGACAAAUAUUAGCACACGACAAUACACACAAUUACAAUACAGACAAUACUCUGCAGCACACGACAAUACACACAAUUACAAAACUGGCAGUGUAAAUUAACAAACAAAGAAAAUCAAAGAACAAAAGGGAAAAGGCAAAGGUUUGGCCCAAAAAAAAAAAAAAACCAGAAAAGAGAAAAGGUAAAAAGGAAGAAGCAAACACCUGGUGCAAAUGUCACGUCUGUGAUAAUUGAAAGCGGCAACAAAACAGAGCUACAGUCUCUGUCAUAUCCAAAAUCUUAAAACCAAAGCUAAAACGUUUGUUGUGACUUGUGGGAGCAAACCAACUCAACCAUAAAGCAUUCACAUUCCCUUCCAAACCAAGAAACAUAAAAGCACAACCCAAAAGAGAAAAGGAAAGAAACGAAGAAGAAAAUAUUCAAAACCCAUUUCCUUCCAAGUUUGUCCUACAUUUUGAUCUCUUCGAGAUCAUAAUCGAAUAAAAAACCCAAAUGGGAUUUCUGGGUUUGCAUCAAAAUAUGAUUAAGGAGGAAAAAAAGAAAAAAGGUGAGAUUUUUAUGGAGAGGGACCAAUCUGCUGCGGCGAGCAACUUGGAGAUAAAGGUGGUCCGUCCACGGCGGAACGACAACUUGGUGCACCCGGCGGGCCAAGCUCCGAGGACGACGCGAAGGCGGUCGUACAGCAGCAACUACAACCCGUUCAAGAGGUGGGUCUCAUGGCUGGUCCCGUCGUUUGUGGUGGCCAACAUUGUCGUUUUUGUGGUCACCAUGUUUGUGAACGAUUGCCCCAAGAACUCGGCCUCUUGCAUUGCUCGCUUCUUGGGCCGCCUCUCUUUUCAGCCCCUCAAGGAAAACCCACUUCUUGGGCCAUCUUCAGCCACAUUAGAAAAGAUGGGUGCUCUAGACGUGCAGAGAAUGGUUCAUAAACACCAGGCAUGGCGGAUGAUCUCAUGUAUGUGGUUACAUGCUGGAGUUUUCCAUCUACUGGCCAAUAUGCUGAGUCUUGUAUUCAUUGGGAUUCGGCUUGAGCAAGAAUUUGGAUUUGUUCGAAUUGGUUUGCUUUAUGUCCUGUCUGGUUUUGGUGGGAGUUUGCUUUCAUCUCUUUUUAUUCAAUAUGGUAUUUCUGUUGGUGCUUCUGGUGCACUUUUUGGUCUACUAGGAAGCAUGCUAUCAGAGAUCAUAGCAAAUUGGACAAUGUAUGAAAAUAAGUUAGCAGCAUUGCUUACUCUCAUUGUCAUCGUCAUAGUAAAUUUAGCAGUGGGAAUCCUCCCACACGUGGACAACUUUGCUCAUAUUGGAGGAUUUCUUUCUGGAUUUCUUCUUGGAUUUGUGUUUUUGAUCCGCCCCCAAUUUAAAUGGCUUACCCAAAGGAAUGCUCCUCCUGGGCAUGUUUCAACUCCAGUUAAAUCUAAACACAAGACAUAUCAAUAUGUAUUGUGGGUUCUCGCUCUGAUAAUAUUGAUUGUUGGGUUUACUAUUGGCAUGGUUACUCUCCUUCGAGGGGUCAAUCUGAAUGAUUACUGUUCCUGGUGUCAUUAUUUGAGCUGUGUCCCUACCUCAAAAUGGAGCUGCAAGUCACAACAAAUUUAUUGUUUGUCCAGCCAGUUAGGAAAUCAGCUGAACUUGACAUGCGUAAGCAACGGGAGAAAUGGCACUUAUUCAUUGCUGGAUGGCAACCCCACCCGGGCUCAACAGCUAUGCGCUGAGCUUUGCAGUUGACAUACAUGCACACAGCAAGAGAUGAUAGAAUGUUGAUUGAUAUGAGAUUCAUAUAUCUGUAGAGAAUAUUUCUUUUCUUUUUUUUUUUUGGUUGGGUAAGAGUAGUCUUGUGUAUUCACCAAGUAAUGGUUAUUCUUUUCAUUCUUUUAUUGCUUCUGUACUCUUAUUUUUACUAGCUGAAAAAGAGGGUUUGUAAAUACAGAUAGGGAUGUACUUAUUGAUGGCAACUUGAAGUGAAAACAGCCAGUUCUAUUUUGUGCUA
This is a messenger RNA of Prunus persica (peach), 2176 nucleotides long. Its product is annotated as RHOMBOID-like protein 1. Gene Ontology annotation, molecular function: serine-type endopeptidase activity. The record is from RefSeq and is a predicted model, not a curated record. Gene Ontology annotation, cellular component: membrane. Gene Ontology annotation, biological process: proteolysis. NCBI's taxonomy places the organism in Eukaryota, Viridiplantae, Streptophyta, Magnoliopsida, Rosales, Rosaceae.